UUGUUUUGUGAGUGACUGGAGGAAAGAAAGCUUUUCAGAUGGACAUGGAUUCCCACGGUGCGGGGGCUUCUCCUGCAAGCGCGCACGCAGCCGCCGGAGCCGGAGCCCGCGGCGGCUAACCGAAGCAUCUCCCAAGUGCGAGCUGCCGGAUUCCGGCCAGUACAUAUACCCUGCCGUACGCAGAUCGCAGAUCGAUCCAUCCACCCAUCCAUCGGGAACGGCGGCGCGGGCGACAGCGAGGAGGAGGGGGGGUCUUGGAUUCUACCGCCAUGGGAUGCAGCAGCCUCCGCCUCCCCGCCUGGGCGGCGGCCGCGCCGCCGUCGGCGCCCUCGGACUGGCGGGGGCGCCGACCCCACCGUGGGCUGCUGGCACGCCGCUGCUGCAGCGCCCCGUCGUCCACGCCCUCGGCGGCGGCGGCGGCGGCGCCGUCGCACCUCCGGGUCGGGAGGGAGCACGAGUGGGUGUGGGAUUGCCGCGGCGGCGGUAUCGGCGGAGGCGGGAGGGACUACGCUAGGGAGAUGGAGGUGGCGGUGCGCGUGGUGCAGGCGGCCUGCACACUCUGCCAGCGAGUGCAGGGCUCGCUCCUCCAUCCCGCCUCCGGCGCCGGUGGCGUCCACUCCAAGCUCGACCGCUCCCCCGUCACGGUUGCAGAUUGGGGCGUCCAAGCGAUAGUAAGCUGGUUACUCUCAGAUUGCUUUCAAGAUGAAAACAUAUCUAUAGUAGCUGAAGAAGAUGAUGAGACACUGUCUAGUAGAGAUGGUGCAGCUUUUCUUGAAUAUGUUGUUGAUGCUGUUAAUGGUUGCCUGAUUGAAGCUCCAAGGUAUGGUCUGAGGUCCCCUGAGAAAGAGCUCAAAGCUCACGAUAUUCUUCAAGCUAUUAGGAGGUGCAACUCUACCGGAGGUCCAGAAGGAAGGUUUUGGGUGCUUGAUCCUGUGGAUGGCACGCUUGGGUUUGUACGAGGGGAUCAAUACGCUGUUGCUCUUGCGCUAAUUGAAGAUGGGGAGGUCGUACUAGGAGUUCUUGGCUGCCCAAAUUAUCCAAUGAAAAAGGAAUGGCUCAACUACCACCAGCGAUAUUACAGGUUGAUGUCUAAGGUUUCUCCGCCCACAUCAGGAUCCUGGCAUAAGGGUUGUGUGAUGUACGCUCACCGAGGAUGUGGCCAAACUUGGAUGCAACCAUUAGUUCAUGAUGUUGGCAAGCUUGAUUGGCGUAAUUCAAGAGAGGUCCGAGUAUCAACUGUUAGUGAUCCAGUCUCAGCAACAUUCUGUGAACCUGUUGAGAAAGCUAAUUCAAGCCAUUCCUUCACUGCUGGGCUUGCUCAUAGUGUAGGCUUAAGGAAGCAACCCCUUCGUGUGUACAGCAUGGUGAAAUAUGCCGCAAUAGCAAGAGGGGACGCAGAAAUAUUCAUGAAAUUUGCUAGAGCUGGAUACAAGGAGAAGAUAUGGGAUCAUGCCGCUGGGGUGGUCAUCAUUCAAGAAGCUGGUGGAGUGAUCACAGAUGCUGGUGGCCGCCCACUUGACUUCUCCAGGGGUGUUUUCUUAGAGGGCUUGGAUAGAGGCAUAGUAGCUUGUUCCGGACCAUUGCUUCAUCACAGAAUUGUGGAUGCUGUCGAUGCAAGCUGGAACUCAUCAACACUGUAAUGCAAAUAGUACGGAUGACCACGGUCCAUUGGCUCAUUGUUGUUCAUAGAAUGCAAAGGAAAAUAAGCUAAUUUUAGCUUGCAGAAUUACUAAGUGUUCACUUCAGUUUGAUCACAAAAAGGUAAUACUGCAGCAAGUAACACGGUGUAUAUUGUUGAAUAAGCAAG
Molecule: messenger RNA, 1807 nt
Organism: Oryza brachyantha (malo sina)
Lineage: Eukaryota; Viridiplantae; Streptophyta; Magnoliopsida; Poales; Poaceae
Product: PAP-specific phosphatase HAL2-like
Exons: 4
Coding region: 270-1640 (456 amino acids)
Biological process (GO): sulfate assimilation; phosphatidylinositol phosphate biosynthetic process
Molecular function (GO): 3'(2'),5'-bisphosphate nucleotidase activity
Source: RefSeq, a predicted model, not a curated record